CAAGAAAAGGGGGCAUAAACCCACGCUGGCGCUUGUCGUGCGCAUGUUCAGUUUGGUUGCGUUCGUAGUUUUCUAUACGCUCGCGCGUUUCCAGCAGCUGCACAUCGACCAUCUGCACAUGCGAAGCGAACCAUAUAUAUCAGCACGCCAGCCCUGAAACCCAACCAAUCCUACGCAUCGAUCUGGGCGAAAUUGUGUGCCGCUUUGACGAGUUCCGGUGUGUCCCUCCCUUCAUUCAGAGUCGCUCGCUGAACGGUUCUUGUUCCGGGCGCCUUUGACCCUCGCGGCACCGCCGUUGCUUGCUCGCCUUUAACAAAAUCAUGGGCGCUGCAACUGCAACUGGUUCAAAGCAAAGCAACGAGAAAGCGAUGACCUAGCUAUAGCUUCCACGAAGCAAGCGCCCGGCAGCCACUAAUCAAUCCUCCUCUCUUUCUAUAUAUAUACAUACAUGACCGGCCGGUAAAGGGGCAAUCAUCUCCUCCCUACUCACGCUCGUCCUCGACUCUCCUACAUUCAGAAGCGCUAGUCUCCACCCCCUUCUGCCAGAUCGGCGCAGUUUCCCGCUGUGACCUCGCGUUGGUUCGGCGGCGGAGUGUGAGAGAUAUUAUGAGCAAGAAGGCGGCGGAGGGCAGCGGCGGCGGCGGCGGCAAGCUGGGGCGGUGGCUGGGCGCGCCGGUGCGGGCGCUGUCGCGCGCGUGCGACUCGUACGUGCGCCGCAUGUCGGCGUGCGCGGGCCGGGUGCCGGCGCACGCGGCCACGUACGGCGGGCGCGGCGGGUUCGCGCCGGGGGCCGCCACGUUCAGCUCGCGCUCCCGGCGCCGCGGCGGGGGCCAGGAGGAGGACGUCAACGAGCUCGUGCGCGCCAUGUCCCUGCGCCAGGCGGCGGCGGCCGCCACGGAGACGACGGUGCCGGUCCGCAGCCGGAGCGUGGCGGUGGGGCGGAUCGACGAGGACGCGCCGUGCGAGUUCGGCGCCGACGACGCCGUGCGCGUCGGUGGCCCCGCCGUGCGCAGGGUCCGCAGCGUCGCCGUGGCCGGCGCCGGGUACAACUAACGGCCGGCGGGGUCGGGCGGCGUCGUGCGCGGCUGAUCCGUCGUCUGGCCCGGUCGUCGGCGCGUGCGUGCGAGCAAGGAGCAAGAGCAACGGUGGCGUCGUAUCUUCCUCGCGUGCAGUGUGCAUAAUAACUAGCCCGACUUCUUCAGCUAGGGUUCGUAAUCGUAGCUCUUAGUAACAGCAGCAUCUCAGUUGGUUUAUGUUUGUUUAGUGAUCAGGGUCUGUCACGACUCACGACGACUUUGGCGGUGUCGGUCAUGCGUGUGUGAUAUAUAGAUUGGAACGUGUACGUGUCCACCAAGCCGCGAUCUGGUGUACAUAUACUAAUCUACGUAGCACGUACGUACCUACCGUACUAGCUAUUGUUUGUUUCUACAUUCGUCAGCAUAUGUGUUGCGUACAGUAUGCAAAGUGUCUGCAUCA
This is a messenger RNA of Zea mays, 1476 nucleotides long. RefSeq lists its product as uncharacterized. The coding region runs from base 607 to 1053 and encodes 148 amino acids. The transcript has a single exon. The record is from RefSeq and is a predicted model, not a curated record. Lineage: Eukaryota; Viridiplantae; Streptophyta; Magnoliopsida; Poales; Poaceae.